Molecule: messenger RNA, 1119 nt
Organism: Trypanosoma theileri
Lineage: Eukaryota; Euglenozoa; Kinetoplastea; Trypanosomatida; Trypanosomatidae
Exons: 1
Coding region: 1-1119 (372 amino acids)
Source: RefSeq, a predicted model, not a curated record
AUGCGUCGCCUGGCUCUCAUCAGCUGUAGAAGGCGAAGACCAUUAUUAUCAUUAUCAUCAUCAUCACUAUUAUUAUUAUUAUUCUCUCGCCAUCUACACACAUCGCCGUGUUUGUUCUUCACAACGCCGAAUAAACCUGGAUACUCCGACGAGGAUGCACUCGGGGCAAAAGACCCAUUCCAGGCAGUGUCGGAAUCACUGAAAAAUCAACAACAACAACAACAACGAGAAAAAGAAAAAGAAGAAAAAGGCGAGAAACAGAACGCCCUACCAGAUGAGAUUGAUCCAAUCGCCUCAGCCGUCAAUCGUCGACGGAAUCGUCGCAAAAGAACUGUAGACUCCAUAUUUGGUGAUGUCUUGCAUGAGGCAUUAAAACUCCGGGAUAUGGGCCAGAAACCAGAUGCGGAUUUUGUUUACAAACGAACACAGGAACGCAUGUAUGAAGAGGAGUAUGGACAUAAGCCCCCCAGUAGUAAAGAUCACGCAGCGAAGUAUAUUCCAUUUCCACCAGACUUAUCUCUUAAUCGUUUAAUUCCAUUAGAAGAAGUUGUUGGUGAAGAUCCGUGGCCGGAACGCGCCAUCACUCCAGCGAAUCCCGUUUGGACUCAACAACAAGUAGAAGAAGACCGUGCAAAGAACGCCGGGAUUAAAUUAAAGGCGUGGGAAAAGAAAAUGUUCGCCCCACGUGAGGGAUUUGACCCGAUUGGGGAAUUCACAGAUGCCAUGGAUGAAUUGGCGUAUUGGGAAGAACGGUUUGUUCGUUUUAUUCGUGAGGCCCCAUUACCGCAGCGACGCACACUGCCGCUUCUGCAUGAAGUCUAUCGAUAUAUCACCCAUCGACUCAUUCGAGCAGAGCGGCGGUAUUGCACUACUCGCGAUAUCACACUUGCGAAGACUCGCGCAUCGCCCUCUGUGUAUAAAAUGACAGAAGAGAAUAUUGAUCGUAUUCGAGCCCUUUACGCAGAGACACAUCGUUCUCUUUCAAGUCCCAAUUAUGAUCCGGUGCGUAUGCGGAAAUCUGUAACGGGUCCUCUAUUAAACAUGAGUGAGGCAGAGUUUGAAGAGUGGCGUAAUGUUAGAAAACAUCAGAGGAAUCGCCUUGUUUCAGAAAUUGUGUAA